Messenger RNA from Pongo pygmaeus (Bornean orangutan), 3064 nucleotides. It is a transcript of the gene IL22RA1, whose product is annotated as interleukin 22 receptor subunit alpha 1. Gene Ontology annotation, biological process: cytokine-mediated signaling pathway. Gene Ontology annotation, molecular function: protein binding; cytokine receptor activity. The coding region runs from base 304 to 2031 and encodes 575 amino acids. The transcript is spliced from 7 exons. The record is from RefSeq and is a predicted model, not a curated record. Lineage: Eukaryota; Metazoa; Chordata; Mammalia; Primates; Hominidae. Gene Ontology annotation, cellular component: plasma membrane.
CUCCUUGAUAAACCACUUGGGAUGAAUCAGCCACCGGACCAGAUAAACAAGCCAGCCUGUUACUACUGCUGUUUUCUGCAAGUCGGAAGGGAACUCCCUUAGAUCCCGCCCAGAACCUGGAAUUCCAGAGCACACAGAGCCAGGACACCUUUGUACCCCUGCUCCCCACCGGCUCAGGUCCCACCCACCCCCUUCUCCCCGCCCCAUGCCCGGGUGGAGCCAGCUGCCAGGGCACCAAGACUCCCAGCCCUCCCUCUGUGCACAGCAGACUAGAGGCCAAGGGAGGGCUCUGUGCCGGCCCUGAUGAGGACGCUGCUGACCAUCUUGACUGUGGGAUCCCUGGCUGCUCACGCCCCUGAGGACCCCUCGGAUCUGCUCCAGCACGUGAAAUUCCAGUCCAGCAACUUUGAAAACAUCCUGACGUGGGACAGCGGGCCGGAGGGCACCCCAGACACGGUCUACAGCAUCGAGUAUAAGACGUACGGAGAGAGGGACUGGGUGGCAAAGAAGGGCUGUCAGCGGAUCACCCGGAAGUCCUGCAACCUGACGGUGGAGACGGGCAACCUCACGGAGCUCUACUAUGCCAGGGUCACCGCUGUCAGCGCGGGAGGCCGAUCAGCCACCAAGAUGACUGACAGGUUCAGCUCUCUGCAGCACACUACCCUCAAACCACCUGAUGUGACCUGUAUCCCCAAAGUGAGAUCGAUUCAGAUGAUUGUUCAUCCUACCCCCACACCCAUCCGUGCAGGGGAUGGCCACCAGCUAACCCUGGAAGACAUCUUCCAUGACCUGUUGUUCUACCACUUAGAGCUCCAGGUCAACCGCACCUACCAAAUGCACCUUGGAGGGAAGCAGAGAGAAUAUGAGUUCUUCGGCCUGACCCCUGACACAGAGUUCCUUGGCACCAUCAUGAUUUGCGUUCCCACCUGGUCCAAGGAGAGUGCCCCCUACAUGUGCCGAGUGAAGACACUGCCAGACCGGACGUGGACCUACUCCUUCUCCGGAGCCUUCCUGUUCUCCAUGGGCUUCCUCGUCGCAGUGCUCUGCUACCUGAGCUACAGAUAUGUCACCAAGCCGCCUGCACCUCCCAACUCCCUGAAUGUCCAGCGAGUCCUGACUUUCCAGCCGCUGCGCUUCAUCCAGGAGCACGUCCUGAUCCCUGUCUUUGACCUCAGCGGCCCCAGCAGUCUGGCCCAGCCUGUCCAGUACUCCCAGAUCAGGGUGUCUGAACCCAGGGAACCCGCAGGAGCUCCACAGCGGCACAGCCUGUCCGAGAUCACCUACUUAGGGCAGCCGGACAUCUCCAUCCUCCAGCCCUCCAACAUGCCACCUCCCCAGAUCCUCUCCCCACUGUCCUAUGCCCCAAAUGCUGCCCCUGAGGUCGGGCCCCCAUCCUAUGCACCUCAGGUGACCCCCGAAGCUCAACUCCCAUUCUACACCCCACAGGCCUUCUCUAAGGUCCAGCCUCCCUCCUAUGCCCCUCAAGCCACUCCGGACAGCUGGCCUCCCUCCUAUGGGGUAUGCAUGGAAGGUUCUGGCAAAGACUCCCCCACUGGGACACUUUCUAGUCCUAAACACCUUAGGCCUAAAGGUCAGCUUCAGAAAGAGCCACCAGCUGGAAGUUGCAUGUCAGGUGGCCUUUCUCUGCAGGAGGUGACCUCCUUGGCUAUGGAGGAAUCCCAAGAAGAAAAAUCAUUGCACCAGCCCCUGGGGAUUUGCACAGACAGAACAUCUGACCCAAAUGUGCUACACAGUGGGGAGGAAGGGACACCACAGUACCUAAAGAGCCAGCUCCCCCUCCUCUCCUCAGUCCAGAUCGAGGGCCACCCCAUGUCCCUCCCUUUGCAACCUCCUUCCCGUCCAUGUUCCCCCUCAGACCAGGGUCCAAGUCCCUGGGGCCUGCUGGAUUCCCUUGUGUGUCCCAAGGAUGACGCCAAGAGCCCAGCCCCUGAGACCUCAGACCUGGAGCAGCCCACAGAACUGGAUUCUCUUUUCAGAGGCCUGGCCCUGACCGUGCAGUGGGAGUCCUGAGGGGAAUGGGAAAUGCUUGGGGCUUCCUCCCUGUCCCUACCCAGUGUCACAUCCUUGGCUGUCAAUCCCAUGCCUGCCCACGCCACACACUCUGCGGUCCAGCCCCAGACGGGUGCCCUUGAGAGAAGCAGAGGGAGUGGCAUGCAGGGCCCCUGCCAUGGGUGCGCUCCUCACCAGAGCAAAGCAGCAUGAUAAGGACUGCAGUGGAGGAGCUCUGGGGAGCAGCCUGUGUAGACAAGCGCAUGCUCGCUGAGCCCUGCAAGGCAGAAAUGACAGUGCAAGGAGGAAAUGCAGGGAAACUCCCGAGAUCCAGAGCCCCACCUCCUAACACCAUGGAUUCAAAGUGCUCGCGGAAUUUGCCUCUCCUUGCCCCAUUCCUGGCCAGUUUCACAAUCUAGCUCAACAGAGCAUGAGGCCUCUGCCUCUUCUGUCAUUGCUCAAAGGUGAGAAGAGAGCCUGCAAAAGAACCAGGCCUGGAAAAGAACCAGAAGGAGGCUGGGCAGAACCAGAACAACCUGCACUUCUGCCAAGGCCAGGGCCAGCAGGACGGCAGGACUCUAGGGAGGGGUGUGGCCUGCGGCUCAUUCCCAGCCCCGGCAACUGCCUGACAUUGCGCGAUUUCAGCUUCAUUCCUCUGCUAGAACGAAGCAAAAUGCAGGUCCACCAGCGAGGGAGACACACAAGCCUUUUCUGUGGGCAGGAGUUUCAGACCCUAUCCUGAGAAUGGGGUUUGAAAGGAAGGUGAGGGCUGUGGCCUCUGGACGGAUACAGUAACACACUGUACUGAUGUCACAACUUUGCAAACUCUGCCUUGGGUUCAGCCCAUCUGGGCUCAAAUUCCAGCCUCACCACUUACAAGCUGUGUGACUUCAAACAAAUGAAUCAGUGCCCAGAACCUCGGUUUCCUCAUCUGUAACAUGGGGAUCAUAACACCUACCUCAUGGAGUUGUGGUGAAGAUGAAAUUAAGUCAUGUCUUUCAAGUGCUUAAUAGUGCCUGGUACAUGGGCAGUGCCCAAUAAACGGUAGCUAUUU